AUGCCUGCGCCCGCAACCCCACAGCCCCGCCUGGGGCGCGGCGCCCCGGCGCUCCUGUUCCUCCUGACGGCUCUCGCCACCGGCCUCGCCUGCCACCACCGGCCUGCCAGCGAUGACACCUUCCCCUGGCGCAGCCUCCAGCUCCUCCAGGCCAUGGCUCCCAGCCCCACACCGCCCUGCCACCACCAGCAGGCGCCCCUCUUCCCCGACACCCUCCUGCACAUCAGCCACCCGCAGCAAGCCGCCGCCACCGCCCUCCGCAUCCUCCAGCACCUCUUCCACACCCUCAGCAGCCCCAGCAUCCCCCAGCACUGGCACAACGAGCCACGGCACCAGCUCCUCAACAGCCUCAAUCAUUACAUCGACCACCUGGAGCACUGCCGGUCAGGCAACGUCAGACGCUCUCGAAGCCGAGGACCCCAGAACUUGCUGCUCAAGAUCAACAAAUACAUCCAUGGCAUCAAAGGCUACCUCCAAGCCCACAACUACAGCGCCUGCGCCUGGGACCACGUUCGCCUUGAGGCUCACUCCUUGUUCCAACACUUGGACAAACUCUUCCGGCGAAUGAAGAGCUGAUUUGCUCCUACCCUCUGCCAACCCCGGCACCAAAUGCCUGUCCUCAGCCAACAUCGGUGGCCACAGAUGGAAUGGGGGCAGAUGCAGCCUGGGCUGGGAUUGAUCUGGGUUGCCAGAGCUCCUCCAGGCAGGCUCCUGCACUGAGAAGGAAUGGGCAUGACUACAUUGAGGCUAAAGCUGGGCUGUGGGACAGCCGCACUGCUCAUACUGCUGGGAAGGCAGGAGGGGAUUGCUGUGCUGCACGCCUAUGGACAACCUACAGAUGAGGGGAUGGGAGAGGGGUGAUAUUUAUUACCUAUGGAGAUAUCCAGCCUAUCCAGGCUGUGACCUCCCCUGAUGGAGGGGGAGGUCCCCAUGGACAAUGGGAGACUCUUGCAAAAAUGAAAGAACUGUUAUUUAUAUAUUUAUUUA
Messenger RNA from Neopsephotus bourkii (Bourke's parrot), 987 nucleotides. RefSeq names its product interferon-like. Gene Ontology annotation, biological process: response to exogenous dsRNA; B cell differentiation; positive regulation of peptidyl-serine phosphorylation of STAT protein. The transcript has a single exon. Bases 1 to 576 code for a protein of 191 amino acids. Gene Ontology annotation, molecular function: cytokine activity; type I interferon receptor binding. Gene Ontology annotation, cellular component: extracellular region. Lineage: Eukaryota; Metazoa; Chordata; Aves; Psittaciformes; Psittacidae. The record is from RefSeq and is a predicted model, not a curated record.